AAAAAAAAAAAGGUUAGUUUUCUCGUAAAGACGUAUAUAAAUAGCACGGUUUGAUAGAGACACAAAAUUUUGGCCGCUUACUCUCUUUCUCUAUCUCUACUAUUGGUUGCUCUGCUUCUGAUCACACAAGACAAUCUAAGGGUAACAGACCACCAUUCAAUUCCAAUGGCAUCUGGACCUUCCAAGGACACUAAUGCUGCCCCCAGGAAGAUGAGAUUUGCACCAAAAGCACCCCCUCGUCGAGUGCCAAAGCCUGAAGUCAAAACGUAUGAAGUGGUGGAGGAUGUGGAUGCUAACCAGGCUAGGGAGUUACUACGACGUUUCAAUGAUGGUUCCAUAAGGGCAAAACCUAAGAUUGAAAAGAAAGAGGCACCAGUACAAGUUGCAUUCGGUGUGGGAGGCGCAUCUCCUUCUCUAAGGUAUGGUGUUCCUAGGGCCGGGAAUAUUAACGACAGCAAUCAAGGAUCAGCCUCAAAGAGUAGUGCAUUUGCUUCAGGCCUGAGAGAGAAAGAAUAUCAAGAACCAUGGGACUACUACAGUUAUUAUCCUGUAACUCUUCCUGUGAGGAGGCCAUAUUCAGGAAAUCCAGAAAUUCUUAAUGAGGAGGAAUUUGCGCGGGAUUCAGAAACCAUAGCUUAUGAUGAAAAUUCAGCAAAUCCAGCAGUAGAGCUUGGUCUAAUGAAGGAGAAUCAGGAAGCAAGCAUGUUAUUUCUUCAGUUGCCACCAACUAUGCCUAUGAUAAAGCGGUCAGCGACUUCAGAUGACCGGGGGGUAACUGACAGCGUGAGGCGUCCUGGGGGUGCACGUACUGUCAAGAAGACCUGUGCUUUGGAUGAGUUACCAGCAGGCUUCAUGGGUAAAAUGCUAGUAUACAGGAGUGGUGCUAUUAAGCUGAAGCUUGGUGAAAGCCUUUAUGAUGUUUCUCCAGGUCUAGAUUGUGUGUUUGCUCAGGAUGUUGUAGCAAUCAAUACUGCAGAGAAGCAUUGUUGCGUAGUUGGGGAGCUCAAUAAGCGUGCCUCUAUAACCCCUGAUGUGGACUCUGUUGUGAAUAGUAUGGCUCAGGCUGAUUUAUGAUAGUUCUUGCCCGUGGGCAAAAUAUAUUUUGGUUUUUAUACUUCAAUUCUGAAACCAUCAGUCCAAAAACGCACUGAUAAAAUUUUGUUUUAGUUCACAUUUAACCAUUUUUUUGUUCCAUCACAAAAUGUCAAAGGAUAAGAUGGCAAGUUGCUAAAGAAAGCUACGGAUUACUCUUUGGAGGAAAAAUAUAGGAAACUAGUUGAAUAUCCUUUUGCUUGUGAUUCUAGCAUGAUUAUUUACAGAUAAUAUCAGAAUCUUUUCAAAUACAGCUGUGGUUACAUUACGUAAA
This is a messenger RNA of Quercus lobata, 1366 nucleotides long. Its product is annotated as RNA polymerase III RPC4. NCBI's taxonomy places the organism in Eukaryota, Viridiplantae, Streptophyta, Magnoliopsida, Fagales, Fagaceae. Gene Ontology annotation, molecular function: DNA binding. Gene Ontology annotation, biological process: tRNA transcription by RNA polymerase III. The record is from RefSeq and is a predicted model, not a curated record. The transcript has 11 exons. Gene Ontology annotation, cellular component: RNA polymerase III complex. The coding region runs from base 166 to 1074 and encodes 302 amino acids.